This is a messenger RNA of Globicephala melas (long-finned pilot whale), 6492 nucleotides long. RefSeq names its product extended synaptotagmin 3 (gene ESYT3). NCBI's taxonomy places the organism in Eukaryota, Metazoa, Chordata, Mammalia, Artiodactyla, Delphinidae. Gene Ontology annotation, molecular function: phosphatidylinositol binding; calcium ion binding; phosphatidylcholine binding. The record is from RefSeq and is a predicted model, not a curated record. Gene Ontology annotation, cellular component: endoplasmic reticulum membrane; extrinsic component of cytoplasmic side of plasma membrane. Gene Ontology annotation, biological process: lipid transport.
GAGGAAGGGAGCGCGGCGGCGGCUCAGCGCAUUCCCAGUUUAGAACUCGGAGUUUGGGGCGCGGAAACUGCGCGGGCGAGUCAGCCAGGGAGUCAGCCAGCCUCCCCCUUGGAGGACAGAUGUGACCGGGCGUCGCGGCUCGCGGACCUGACCUCAGGUGAAGCUCUCGGAAAGGGCAGACGGAGACGAAGAGAUGCCAGCGGAGGAGCCCUGCGCCCCCGGCGCCCCUGGUGCCCGGGGGACCGAGCGCGCGCCGGGCCCCGAGCCGCGCCUGUCCAGCCAGCUGCUGCCCGAGCUCUGCACCUUCGCGGCGCGCCUGCUGUUCUACCUGGUGCCCGUCUAUCUCGCCGGCUACCUGGGGAUCAGCUUCACCUGGCUGCUGCUCGGCACCCUAGGGUGGAUGUGGUGGCGCAGGAACCGCCUCGGGAAGCUCGGGCGCCUGGCGGCCGCCUUCGAAUUCCUAAACAACGAACGCCAGUUCAUCAGUCGCGAGCUGCGGGGCCAGCACCUACCCGCCUGGAUCCACUUCCCGGACGUGGAGCGGGUCGAGUGGGCCAACAAGGUCAUCUCCCACAUCUGGCCCUACCUAAGCAUGAUCAUAGAAAACAAGUUCCGGGAGAAACUCGAGCCCAAGAUCCGGGAGAAGAACGUGCACCUGAGGACCUUCACCUUCUCCAAGCUCUACUUCGGACAGAAGUGCCCCAGGAUCAACGGCAUCAAGGUGCACACUAACAAGUGCAACCGGAGACAGGUGGUCCUGGACCUGCAGAUCUGCUACAUCGGGGACUGUGAGAUCAGCGUGGAGCUGCAGAAGCUACAGGCUGGUGUGAACGGGAUCCAGCUGCAGGGCACGCUGCGGCUCAUCCUGGAGCCCCUCCUGGUGGACAAGCCCUUCGUGGGAGCUGUGACCAUGUUCUUCCUUCAAAAGCCGCACCUGCAGAUCAACUGGACAGGCCUGACCAACCUGCUGGAUAUGCCAGGAAUCAGUGAGGUGUCAGACAGCCUGCUGGAGGACCUCAUCGCUGCCCACCUGGUGCUGCCCAACCGUGUGACUGUGCCCGUGAAGAAGGGGCUGGACCUGACCAACCUGCGCUUCCCUCUGCCCUGCGGAGUGAUCAGAGCCCACUUGCUGGAGGGAGAAAAGCUGGCCCAGAAGGACAACUUCCUAGGACUCCGAGGCAAGUCAGACCCCUACGCCAAGGUGAGCAUCGGCCUGCAGCAUUUCCGGAGCAGGACCAUCUAUAAGAACCUGAACCCCACCUGGAACGAGGUGUUUGAGUUCAUAGUGUAUGAAGUCCCUGGGCAGGACCUGGUGGUGGACCUGUACGAUGAGGACCCUGACAAGGAUGACUUCUUGGGCAGCCUGCAGAUCUGCCUCGGGGACGUCAUGACCAACAGAGUGGUGGAUGAGUGGUUUGUCCUGAAAGACACAACGAGCGGGCAGCUGCACCUGAGGCUGGAGUGGCUUUCACUGAUCACAGACCCGGAAGCUGUGAUAGAGGACCAUGGUAGUUUUUCCACUGCCAUUCUCGUGGUCUUCUUGGAGAGCGCCUGCAACCUGCCGAGAAACCCUUUUGACUACCUAAAUGGUGAAUAUCAAGCCAAAAAGCUCUCCAAAUGUGCCAGGAAUAAAGUCAGCAGAGACCCUUCUUCCUAUGUCAAGCUAUCUGUAGGCAAGAAGACACACCUGAGCAAGACCUGUCGCCACAGCAAGGACCCUGUGUGGAGCCAGGUGUUCUCCUUCUUUGUACGCAACGUGGCCACUGAACAGCUGCAUCUGAAGGUGCUUGAUGAUGACCGAGAAUGUGCUCUAGGAGUGCUGGAGUUCCCCCUGUGCCAGAUUCUUCCCUAUGCAGACCUUACCCUCGAGCAGCGCUUCCAGCUGGACCACUCAGGCCUGGACAGCCUUAUCUCCAUGAGGCUGGUGCUUCGGUUCCUGCACUUGGAAGAACGAGAGCUGGGAAGCCCAUACACAGGACCUGAAGCCCUAAAGAAAGGCCCUCUGCUCAUUAAGAAGGCUGCCACCAACCAGGGCUCCAGAGCCCCACCGCAGGGAGAGGGCCCUGCAGAUUUGCCAUGCCCUCCAGACCCUGCUUCUGAUAUCAAGCAAGCCUCCAAAAGUACCACAGCCACCACCAGUGCCACCAUUGCUGCCACCAAGCCCUCACUUCAAGAGAUGGGCCCAGAGCCCAAAGGCAAGGACAGAGCCAGAGGGUUCUGUGCACCCAAGGGGGAGAAGACGAGUGUGUCCACCAUCUUCCUGGCUGUCCCAGGCCCCCACUCUCCAGGGCCCAUCAAGUCACCCAUGAAAUGCCCUUCCUCCCUAUUCGCACAGCCGCCCAAGAGGCUGGCUCCCAGCAUGUCCUCGCUCAACUCCCUGGCCUCUUCCUGCUUUGACCUGACAGAUGUCAGCCUCAACACUGAAGACGGGGAUCUCAGGCAUCAGGGGCUGGGUGAGAUUCAGCUCACGGUGCGCUAUGUGUGUCUGCAGCACUGUCUCAGCGUGCUAAUCAACGGCUGCAGAAACCUGAUGCCCUGUACCAGCAGUGGAGCUGAUCCCUACGUCCGUGUCUACUUGUUGCCAGAAAGGAGGUGGGCAAGUCGUAAGAAGACCUCAGUGAAGCGGAAGACCCUGGAUCCCCUGUUUGAUGAGAGAUUUGAAUUUUUUGUUCCCUUGGAUGAAGUAAAGAAGAGGUCACUAGACAUCGCAGUGAAAAACAGUAGGCCACUUGGCUCACACAGAAGGAAGGAGCUAGGAAAAGUAAGUACAAAAGGGACUUUUGUCAUUCUUUCCCUCCUGGUGGCUAACUGGAGUUCACUGGUGGAACACACCCUUGCAGAAAUUCUGAUGGGAUCAUCUGGCUAUUACCAGAACUGACUUCAAGGAAGGUAUAGCCUCAUUGGGAGGCUUUUUGUUUUGUGUCUUUUUAAAAAAUACUCUUGAAACUGAAGUAUAUAAAUUAAUAUAAUAAACCCUAUUUUAACAAACUUGAAUAUCCAAGUUCAUCGCUACACAAGUAUUUGAACUUCUACUAUGGUAUUAAGUAUUGUUUUGAUAAAUACAGCAUUGUGUGAAGCUUGGAUCUCAUUAUGUCAAGAUUUUUGUGGUGAAUGGGAUUUUACUUAAAGUUAGAAGUAAAGGAAAUACAAUCCUCAGGAAGAUGCCAAGGAGAGACAAAAAAGAAUAUUUGUACACUCUGUAGUUGUUGUAUUUUAAUAAACACCUCUUAUACUCAUUUUUAAAAGCCCACUUCUGUGAAGUAGGUGAUGAUAUCCCCAUUUUUACUACUGAGGAAACUAUGGUGUCUUGCUUAAAAUUCUGGAUCAGUUCAUGAGUAAAGGCAAGCUGUUCUCUCUAAAACAUUCAUAAAUAAAUUCCUGAGGUACAACUGCAAACAGCAAUUCACCUCUUCCCAGGACACUGAGGUCAGUGUCAGUACUGUCCUUCUGGAGAGGUUCCGUAUUGAAAUCCAAAGGAAAAAGAGCUCCUGCUCAGAACUCAAGGAGGCCCUUUUUAUGAUCAAUUUCAUUUAUCCCAAUAUGUUUCCAUUUAAUGCAGUUUUGGGGAAGGGAACUGAUUAUUUGUGAUUGUUUAGGUACUGAUUGACUUAUCAAAAGAAGAUCUGAAUAAGGGCUUCUCACAGUGGUAAGUGAGCCCUUUCAUUUGAUCAAAUUAAAUUUGCUACUCAAGACAUUGUCUCAGACAGUUGCCCAUAUUCUCUCUCCAAAGUUCUUCCCUUUUCAGUACAUAUCAGCUCCUUUGUUUAUAAAGGAGACAUUAUCACCUUAAGGCUUUACUGCCUACAGAUUUCACUUACCUAAAGGACCUCUGUAAGCCCUAGUCUUAACCCUGGCCAGCCAACUUACAGAGGUGAGUUCUGCUGGUCCCACAGAGGCCCAGGUAGGGUAGAUUAGGCCACCUGUCCUGAUGUUGCCACAGCACACUCUCAAUACUAACACAAGUCCAAACUCAACUAUCUUACAGGUAUGAGCUGACUCCAGAUGGCCAGCCCAGAAGUUGAUGAUGAACAACAACAUCUUUAUUUUUUAAAUGUGUACAUAUGUAUAUUGGAUUUAAUUGUUUAAAUCCAUAAACAAGCAGCGUAUUUGUGCCUAACAAAUUAUCAGAACCUCAGUGGUGAAUUUUCACUGACAUAGGACUCGCGUGAAUGUAUGCACCAAAAGGGUCCUGUCUCAGACACAGAGGGUGAGGGAGGUCUGUUUGUGAAGCAGCUAUCAGUAUUCCUGGGCAGUGACUGACCAAGGGAGGAGGCUUCUUUUAUGGGACUAAAAGUGAUCCACCAAAAAGUGCCAAGAGCUAACUCUAGAUAAAGCCCUGCUGGCUGCCACCUCUGGUACUUCUCUGCCUGGAGGUUCGUUCAUGUAUCUGAUUUGGAACUAAAAUGUACUUUCCUGAUGGCAACAAUGUUAGUGAUAGUACUCCAGUGUGGGAUGGCCUGGGACCAAACUCUAGCAUUUGGCAUUAUUUCCAUAGGAAAAUGCAAGAAAAGUUUCAAACCCAGGUCUACGUCUGCACUCCCAUAGAGCACUGGAGGCUGCUGCCGAGUGUCAGUGCCAGAGAACAAGGGGCUUUCUGUAUCUCUCUCAGAUAGGUUUGGGAAUUCUGCUCCACUCUUCUAAGAGAGGGCUGGUUCACCUAAACAACAUGUUGAAAGCAAAAUAUGUAAAUUGUAUAUUUAAACAAGUGCCUCUUCUGCAUUUCAGACUUUAUAAAACCACAUAUUCUUGUCCUUUCUCACGCUCCUAGAGCUGUUGUCGAGUCACAUCCUCUUCACUUAUCUACGCAGGCAGUACCCCCUGCCAUCAGUUUCCUCUCCCUACCACUGCCUUCACUGCCACUUUUCUGAAGAACGGUAACAUCUUAAAACAAAGUUUUUGUCAUUUUACUCUCACUUAUAAAUUAUUAUUUCCUGCUUUCUACAAAAUUCAAGCCCACUCCUUGUGUUUCAGACCUAACAUAAUCAGGUCUCCAGUUUUCUGCUACCUUAUUCAUGUGCAGAUGCUCUGUUCCAGAACAGUCCAUAUAUAUCCUGUCUACUAAUCCUACUUACCUCUUAGAGGCCUAUGUCAAACCCACCUCCUCCAUUAAGCCACCCCACACUGACAGGGCCUCUCCCCCCAACCUAGGGCAGCGGUCCCCAACUUUUUUGGCACCAGGGACCGGUUUCGUAGAAGAUAAUUUUUCCACAGACUGGGGCGGGGAAGGGAAUGGUUUGGGGAUGAUUCAAGCACAUUAUGUUUAUUGUGCACUUUAUUUCUAUUAUUAUUACACUGUAAUAUAUAAUGAAAUAAUUAUACAACUCACCAUAAUGCAGAAUCAGUGGGGCCCUGAGCUUGUUUUCACUUGCCACUCACUGAUAGGGUUUUUUUUUGUUGUUGUUGCAAAUGUCAGGUUUAUUGUAUUCAUAUUUCUAAAUGGAUGUUUUUAGACCUUGACCAAAAUAGAAAGGGCUGGUUUACAUUUCAUGCUCCAUUUUUAAAAAAAUAGUUAGCAGAAGCACAAAUCAGAUUGCAGUGGGGUGGAGAAUGCAUCAUAGCUUCACAAAAAUAAGAGAGACUACUCUUAUCCUGGCCAAGUAUUUAAAAACUCAGUCAUUGGUUAGCAGCAGUCCUUAACAUUUUUAUACCCUCCUCAUUAUAAUUUCCUCACGUUGUAGAAUAAGCUAAGGGUCACUCUGAAGAUAUUUUUCACAACAGGCAAUUCAUAGAAGAGAAAUCUGAAUGCAGGCUACACAUGAAAAGAUGCCUUGACUGCACUAAGUAAUCAGAGAAAUGUACAUCUAAACAAUAGUGAAUUACCAUUUUAUACCCAACUGAUAGGGUUUUGAUAUGAGUCUGAAAGCAACUGAUAUAUUAUGGUCUCUGUGCAGUCAAACCUCUCUCUAAUGAUAGUCUGUAUUUGCAGCCGCUCCCCAGCACUAGCAUCACCGCCUCAGCUCCACUCAGAUCAUCAGGCAUUAGAUUCUCAUAAGGAGCGCGCAACCUACAUCCUUCGCAGUUCACAGUAGGGUUCGCACUCCUAUGAGAAUCUAAUGCUGCCGCUGAUCUGACAGGAGGCGGAGCUCAAGUGGUAAUGCGAGCGAUGGGGAGCAGCUGUAAAUACAGAUGAAGCUUCGCUCGCUCACCUGCCGCUUACCUCCUGCUGUGCAGCCCGGUUUCUCACAUGACACGGACCAGUAUCGGUCCGUGGCCCGGGGGUUGGGGACCCCUGAUCUAGGGCAUCUACUAUCAACACUGUACAUUUUUCAUUUUAGCAAAUCCCCGCCAUGUAACAUUUAAUAUUUUAAAAUGUUUAUUAAAUGUCUACUAAGGUCAUAUGCUAAUCAACUACCUGUACUGUGACUGGUAUUUAAUGUUUCUGUUUACUCUCCAAUUGACCUAGAAGCUACUUGAAUUGAUUUUCGCCCCCAUCAUCCAAGGCUAUGCUAAGUACAUGGCCGACGUGUAAUAAAAUUUGUUUCUGCUGUUUUG